AUGAAGGGAACUGAUACCAUUGAUACUGAUGUCAAUGAUAACAUCAACAAAUAUCGAUUACAAAAGGUAAUAAAUCCAAAUGAUGAAGAUUUAAUAAAUAAGGGUGUUUGA
Messenger RNA from Cavenderia fasciculata, 111 nucleotides. RefSeq lists its product as uncharacterized. The coding region runs from base 1 to 111 and encodes 36 amino acids. Lineage: Eukaryota; Evosea; Eumycetozoa; Acytosteliales; Cavenderiaceae. The record is from RefSeq and is a predicted model, not a curated record. The transcript has 3 exons.